AUGGUUCGAAAUAAAUACACAUUAACCACCGCUGGCAAGUCGCCCAGUAAGAAAUCUCGCACCGGUAGCAUCAGCAAGCAACACGACGCCAGCGACGACGGCGAGACCGGCAAUCUGGACAGCGGAAGUGCAAGCGGAGGUCCUGUAGGAGGCGGAACCGAUUCGAGCGCCAAACGAUGUGACGGCAGUUCGGUGCAUAAGCAAAACCUUUACAUCAUUUCGUUUCCCGUUAUCUUUGUGUUCAACGUUCUGCGUUCGCUAUUGUAUCAGUUGUUUAUCGUUUUUCGUUACGUUUACAACUUUACUACCAAAGUUGUGUACAAACCGGUGAAGAAGGAGUGUGGUCUUGAAAUCGUCAUAAAUACCGAGCAGCAGCAACAACAACAUCAGUACAGUCUGCUACAGCAAGAACAACAACAAGGCGUAACAGAUUCAAACCUGCAAGCAGGACACCCAUUGCAAUCGUCGCAAAGUGGCGUAUUGGUCCACAGUGAAGGUCGCGAAAUGUCAAUCCAGCGAUCGGCAAGCGGAAGUCAAGUUGGUCCCGGAGAUCCGUUGUUGGCUAAGCAGAAGCACCAUCAUCGCCGAGCUUUCGAAUACAUUUCAAAGGCGCUUAAAAUUGAUGAAGACAAUGAAGAUCAAAAGGAACUGGCCAUCGAACUGUACCGGAAAGGCAUUCUCGAGUUGGAGCGUGGCAUUGCCGUAGAAUGCUGGGGUGGACGUGGUGAGGUUUGGGAGCGAGCACAGCGGCUGCACGAUAAAAUGCAAACCAACCUCUCAAUGGCACGCGACCGUUUGCAGUUCCUGGCAUCCGGCCGGAAAUUAACCGUCGGCUACAAGCGUCCCGGUAAUCUGGGAGUGAUGAAUAAAUCGCAAACCCUGCCACGCAGCAUGGGCGGCUCCCGUACGACCCCGACCGGCGGCGGUGUGGGUAGCAUGCCAAAAAUUGUGCCAAAACCGGCAGCAACGCCCCCUGCCAUCAGGCGCCAGUUUUCGAAUACGCCACCUCCACGUUCCAAAACUCCACUCGCCGGUCAGCAACAACCCCAACAGCAACCACAAAUUUCCGUCAAGGGCGUUGAACCGAAGCUUGUACAAAUCAUCAUGGACGAGAUUGUGGAGGGCGGUGCUAAGGUUCAGUGGCAAGAUAUUGCGGGCCAGGAGGUAGCGAAACAAGCACUGCAGGAGAUGGUUAUUCUGCCCUCGGUGCGGCCAGAACUCUUCACUGGGCUGCGUACGCCUGCCAAAGGGCUACUGCUGUUCGGACCCCCGGGCAACGGGAAAACGUUACUUGCUCGAGCCGUCGCCACCGAAUGCUCCGCUACGUUCUUCAGCAUCUCGGCCGCAACCCUAACGAGCAAGUACGUUGGCGAUGGUGAAAAGCUUGUUCGUGCACUGUUUGCCGUAGCACGUGAACUACAGCCGUCGAUUAUCUUUAUCGACGAGGUCGACUCGGUACUGUCGGAGCGUAGCAGCAACGAGCAUGAGGCUACGCGCCGGCUAAAGACCGAAUUUUUGGUACAGUUCGACGGUCUGCCCGCCAACUCAGAGGCGGACAAAAUAGUAGUAAUGGCCGCGACCAAUCGUCCCCAAGAGCUAGAUGAGGCUGCUCUGCGUCGGUUUCCGAAGCGCGUGUACGUUACACUUCCCGAUCGCGACACACGUGAUCUGUUGCUCAGACGAUUGCUGCAGAAGCAAGGCAGUCCGCUAAGUGAUGCCGAUUUGGCACAUUUAGCACAGCUUACCGACGGUUACUCAGGAUCGGAUUUGACAGCACUGGCACGAGAUGCUGCUCUGGAACCAAUUCGAGAGCUUAACGUGGAGGAGGUUAAAAAUAUGGAUCCUACCAAGCUACGCAGCAUCCGGGAGAGUGAUUUCCAUAACUCGCUCAAACGCAUUCGACGUUCCGUGGCACCGCAAAGUUUAGCUGCGUAUGAGAAGUGGUUACAGGACUUUGGUGAUGUUACACUCUAA
Messenger RNA from Anopheles marshallii, 1974 nucleotides. It is a transcript of the gene spas, whose product is annotated as spastin. Gene Ontology annotation, cellular component: microtubule cytoskeleton. NCBI's taxonomy places the organism in Eukaryota, Metazoa, Arthropoda, Insecta, Diptera, Culicidae. Gene Ontology annotation, molecular function: ATP binding; ATP hydrolysis activity; microtubule severing ATPase activity. The record is from RefSeq and is a predicted model, not a curated record. The transcript has 7 exons. The coding region runs from base 1 to 1974 and encodes 657 amino acids.